UGCUGUCAGUCGCUGAGUGCAAAAUUAACUGAACUUUGCAUUUUCCACACUAAAAGCGAAUUUCCAACGAUACCCUCCUUGAUCCGAUAUAAUAACAGACUUUUUUUUUUUCCCGGAGAAACUAGCUGAACCUUUUAACGGAUAACAGUUACAAACUGCAACGGGCAUUUAUACUUCAAUUUUCAAUCUUCAAUCAAAAUCAAAAAUAGGAUCAGGGUUAGGGUUAGCGAAAGAGGGGAAACCAGAAAAUGGAAGGCUGGGACCCGAACACAAAGUCGACGUUGACUCAGAUCCCGCUACUGACGACGAAGGCGGGCCCCAGAGAUGGAGCGGCAUGGACUCAGAGGCUGAAAGAGGAGUACAGGGCUCUGAUCGCCUACACGCAGAUGAACAAGUCCAACGACAAUGAUUGGUUCCGAAUAUCCGCUGCCAAUUCCGAAGGGACUCGUUGGACCGGCAAGUGUUGGUACGUCCAUAACCUCCUCAAGCACGAGUUCGAUCUCCAGUUUGAUAUCCCCGUUACUUAUCCGGCCACUGCUCCCGAGCUCGAGUUGCCGGAACUCGAUGGCAAGACUCAGAAGAUGUAUAGAGGAGGGAAGAUUUGUUUGACCGUGCAUUUCAAGCCACUUUGGGCAAAAAAUUGUCCUAGGUUUGGUAUAGCACAUGCACUUUGUUUGGGUCUUGCUCCAUGGCUUGCUGCAGAGAUUCCCAUUCUUGUCGAUUCUGGUAUGAUCAAGCACAAGGAUGACGCAGCCUCAUCUAAUGAGUCUUAGCAUUUCUGAUGUUAAAGGUGUACCUUGAGUUUCAGAAAUAAACUCUCAGGCAUAAUUAUACAUUUUUACCGAGUGGCUCUUGAUAGUGUCUAAUCUAUCUGUUAUGAUCAGAUAGAUAAUGUUGAAACUUCUUAUUACUUUUGGAAUGCAAAUAGGAUCUAAUAUUAUUAUCA
Messenger RNA from Durio zibethinus, 946 nucleotides. Its product is annotated as ubiquitin-fold modifier-conjugating enzyme 1-like. Lineage: Eukaryota; Viridiplantae; Streptophyta; Magnoliopsida; Malvales; Malvaceae. Gene Ontology annotation, cellular component: cytoplasm. The record is from RefSeq and is a predicted model, not a curated record. Gene Ontology annotation, molecular function: UFM1 conjugating enzyme activity. Gene Ontology annotation, biological process: protein K69-linked ufmylation.